Messenger RNA from Solanum dulcamara, 3239 nucleotides. RefSeq names its product probable protein S-acyltransferase 19. Gene Ontology annotation, molecular function: protein-cysteine S-palmitoyltransferase activity. The record is from RefSeq and is a predicted model, not a curated record. The coding region runs from base 706 to 2868 and encodes 720 amino acids. NCBI's taxonomy places the organism in Eukaryota, Viridiplantae, Streptophyta, Magnoliopsida, Solanales, Solanaceae. The transcript is spliced from 9 exons. Gene Ontology annotation, cellular component: Golgi apparatus; endoplasmic reticulum. Gene Ontology annotation, biological process: peptidyl-L-cysteine S-palmitoylation; protein targeting to membrane.
AUUAAUACUUGCACUAUCUUUCCACCAAGAAAAGCCACCUUCCCUUCAUCACUCCACAACCACUCUUUUUCUUGAACCCAAAAACCGGCUCUUUACAGUCAACUCUUCUGUCCCUUGAUUUGUACCCUUUUGUCUCACUAAUCCUACUUUUCUUUCCUAUGUUUUAGUAGAAUUCCCCUAACAUUCUCCCCCCUCCCCCCCCCCCCUUUUUUUUUCUUUUUUUUUUUCCAUUUUUUCUCUUGUGAAAAGAAACGUUUAGUCUUGUAGAUUCUUGAUUUUUUUAGAGCUAAUGAAGAACAACUAUUGCAAAUUUGAACCAAAAGGGUAGCAAAGUUUUUUUUCAAUUUCAACAUUUUACCCUUUUUUUCUCUUGUGAAAAGAAACUGUUAUUUGGAGAAAAAAAAAGUGGGUUGUAUUUACUGGGUGUUGUGGAAAAAGGGGGAGAAAUUUCUUGUUUUCUUUUCUUCUCUUUCCCAUCUUUAAAGCAUUGUUGCCUUUUUAUGAAAGAACCGUUUUCCUUGUAAAUCUGGAGUGUCAGGGCUUAUGAAGAACGACUACUGAAGAGGUGAAGAUUUGAUAUUUGUUUAUUUGUUUUUCCUUGUUAAUAUUUCGGGAAAGAAGUAAGUGAAUUGGUGAAAAAUUAUCUCACUCUUUUGCGUUGAGUGGAAGUGGAAGUGUGAAAAAAGAGGUUCUGGGGUGUGAAUUAUGGUGAGGAAACAUGGAUGGCAGCUACCGGCACAUACCUUUCAGGUUGUUGCUAUAACUGUAUUUUGCUUGUUAGCGGUUGCAUUUUAUGCUUUCUUCUCACCUUUCCUCGGAGGACACUUUUGGGAGUAUGCUUCUAUCGCAGUUUAUUCUCCAGUGGCAUUGCUUGUUUUUGUUCUUUAUGUUCGGAGUACUGCAAUCAAUCCUGCCGAUCCAGGCAUAAUGUCUAAAUUUGAUUCUGGAAGAAUAAAUGAUACCAACUCAAAGCAUGGAUUGUCUGCGAGAAGUCAGUCUGGAAAAUUUGAUGAACUUAGUAAUGAUGCACGGUCUUCUCUGUCGUCAGCUUCAAGAACUUCCAUUGCUGCUGCUAACUCCAUCAAUAAAGGUCAACAAGAAGCAGGGAGACUAGAUAAUGAAGUGGUUUCUUUGACUAGAAAGUCCUCUUGUUUUAAAAUUGGAGGAGUCUUUUGCUUUUUAUUUGUACACGAGGAUUGCCGCAAAAAGGAUGGAGCUGCUGAGGAGGAAGGGACAGGUGAAGAUGCUCUGUUUUGCACAUUGUGCAAUGCUGAGGUGCGCAAGUUCAGUAAACAUUGUCGAAGCUGUGAUAAAUGUGUUGAUGGAUUUGAUCAUCAUUGUCGGUGGCUCAACAACUGUGUUGGAAGGAAGAACUAUGUUACCUUUAUAUCACUGAUGGCUACCAGCUUGGUCUGGCUUGUUAUUGAAGCUGGAGUUGGAAUCGCUGUUCUGGUACGAUGCUUUGUGAACAAAAAGAACAUGGAGGCUGAAAUAGUUGAUAGACUAGGGAAUGGUUUCUCGUUGGCCCCAUUUGCAACUGUUGUGGCUGUAUGUACUGCCGUUUCAUUGCUGGCUUGUGUGCCCUUAGGAGAGCUUUUCUUUUUCCACAUGAUACUGAUAAGAAAGGGCAUUACAACGUAUGAGUACGUAGUUGCUAUGAGAGCCAUGAGCGAGGCACCUGGGGGAGAAUCUGUAGAUGAAGAACAGCCUAACAUUGUAUACUCUCCAUCCGGAUCAGCUACAACUGGCUUCAGUGGUGGAAGUUCUUUGGGACUGCAAUACAAAGGAGCAUGGUGCACCCCUCCAAGGGUGUUUGUUGAUUAUCAGGAAGAAGUUGCACCUCAAUUAGAGCCUGGAAUGAUCCCAUCAACUGUUGAUCCAGAUGCAGCUGGGUUUGUUGAAAAGGGAAACAAGGGACCUAAGCGGCCUGUUAAGAUCAGUGCAUGGAAACUUGCAAAAUUGGAUUCCAGUGAAGCAAUGAGAGCUGCAGCAAAAGCUAGAGCAUCCUCAUCUGUUCUACGUCCUGUUGAUAACCGUCGUUUUGAUCCUGAAUUAAGUUCCAGUGAGAAUAUGAGUGUCAGAAGCAGUAUCAGUGCUGAUACCGGAGGAAAUAGAGAUAUGAGAAAUGAAUUAAGGAAUUCACUUGCUCCAAGUCAAGGUAGCCGAGAUGAAUAUGAAACUGGAACUCACAGUGUCAGUAGCUUUAGCAGUCCCAGCCAUGUGCAUGAGUCAGUUACUCUAAGCCCUCUCCCACAGGCUCACAGUUUAGGUCAUCUCAAUGGCGGCAUUGCCCCAGAGAGGGCCCGAAAUGUUCGGGCUGCACCCCCUAAUAAUAACCAUCACCUCUUACAUUCUUCAGAAUUUGAUGAGAAAAUCAUGCAGAGGAAUAGUACCACCGAUCCGUUAUUGCUUUCAGCUGCUGCCCCUGCAGCUUCUCUGCUCAGAGACGUUAAACGAACAUCUGUUGUUUGGGACCAAGAAGCUGGAAGGUAUGUGUCUGUUCCAGUAUCAGCUUCAGAUGCUCGUACAAGGCCGCCUAUGCAAGGAGGAUCAUCAAAUCCAAAUACUGCAUCUUCUAGCAAUGACAAGAGGCCAGCCCCUGUCCCUCGAGAACCUUCACAGCCUCCGGCAAAGCCUCCAGUCGAGCAGUCAGAAAAGCUAAUGUAUACUGGAGAGUCCAUAUUCUUUGGUGGUCCACUUUUGCGUGGUCCAAUUAAGGAUGGACUGAGAAAUGAGAGAGGCUCUGGUUCCAGAGAGAGCCAAGAAAGGCUGCCAUUUAAUUUGCCUCGCGAAUCCAGGUUCAGAAGGGAUGCUGCCUCCCAUCAACUUCCCGUGUUUGUUCCUGGUGAUUUCGAGUCAAAUAAGUAAAGCUUACAGGACUAGCAAUGAAUGUUCAUUUAUCAUUUGCCCCUGCAUAGCAAGGCUUCAACAGAAGAAACCCCUCGAGCUAUAACUAGUUUUGGUCUUCCAGGAACCUUGCAGUCUGUUACAUACACUCCGAGGUUCCAGUGGUUUCUUCGUGACGGAUUGUCUAACUUAAUACGGCAGAAAAUGAAUGUAGUGGAGUAGAUACAUUCCUUGAAUCCCUCUUUGAACCUUUUUUUCUGUACAAUUGAAGCUUGAACAGUAGGGUGGGUUUGUCUAGCAAUUUUGCAAUGAGAAUUACCUACAUGCAUGGGUGCAUUUUGUUUCUUAUUUUUUAGAAAAAAUUGUGCAGGGCCGUCCCCGUUUUAAGACUA